This is a messenger RNA of Coniophora puteana RWD-64-598 SS2, 573 nucleotides long. RefSeq names its product P-loop containing nucleoside triphosphate hydrolase protein. Gene Ontology annotation, molecular function: GTP binding. The transcript has a single exon. The record is from RefSeq and is a predicted model, not a curated record. The annotation marks the transcript as partial. Lineage: Eukaryota; Fungi; Basidiomycota; Agaricomycetes; Boletales; Coniophoraceae.
AAUGUCAUCAUCUUCGGUGAAUCUGGCGUCGGCAAAAGUUCCCUUAUAAACAUGCUGUCCGGCGACGACAACGCGUCUGCGGCUGUUUCCAACCAGGCGCUCGGUUGUACAUUCGAGACAGAGCCAUACCGGGUCACCAUCGACGAGCGCGAGUACGUGCUCUGGGAUACCGCAGGGCUCAACGAAGGCUCCAAGGGUUCUGUGACAGCAGAUGAGGCGUGCGAGAAGCUCGUUCACCUGCUGCAGCAGCUAAGGGGCGGUGUGCACUUGUUGGUGUACGUCGUACGCGGGACUCGCUUGCGGAGCAUCGUCAAGAUCAACUACGAUAUCUUCCAGCGUGUCGUCUUCCGCGGGCAGGUCCCGAUCGUGCUCGUCGCGACGGGCUUGGAAAAUGAGGACCGGAUGGAGAACUGGUGGGACGAGAACGGGGGAGAUUUGGCCGGCAACGGGCUGCAGUUUGACGGGCAUGCGUGCGUCACGACGACGAAAGGGAAAAGGUUGAAGUCUGGAGAGCAUAUGCUGGAAGAAGAGUACGCGCAAUCGAGAGACCUGGUAAGAGCGUUGAUCAAAGAG